This is a messenger RNA of Delphinapterus leucas (beluga whale), 4127 nucleotides long. RefSeq names its product chromosome 10 C3orf62 homolog (gene C10H3orf62). NCBI's taxonomy places the organism in Eukaryota, Metazoa, Chordata, Mammalia, Artiodactyla, Monodontidae. The record is from RefSeq and is a predicted model, not a curated record.
AUGAAAUGAAGAUGCUUGGUGUUGGGGUUUCCUGCCCCUCCGUCUCCUGUGGAACCUAGCAGUUCUGUUAUGUCCCCCAGCAUCCUUGAUGAAUUGAUACCCCUCUGGCACUUUUAUUAGAUAUCACUUGGAAGUUGGUACACUAAACCGCUGGGUACUGGGUCGCGUCCAGUCGUUUCUCUCCCUGUUGGCUCGAGAAUGGGAACCUUCCUGGGCUUGGGAAGGGCUCCCGUUCUCGCUGCUGACUUCCGUUAGAAGUGAGAUCCCCGCCCCUCCAGACGAUUUUCUUUCGGCGGUCUGGCCUCCGCAUGCCUGCCCGGCCGCACUCUCAGGGCCGUUGUCUUUGUCGCGGGGAGGCCUGAGACCACUGUCCCCUUCGUGCGUGGGGCCCUUGCUCCCCCUUGCGUUGGUUCAAAGAACAAGGUCAUCUGGGCUUUUCUUGUCUGACCUUUAACCUGAGCCGUGGGGGUUGGGUCUGUCAGUCGCGGGCACACGCGAUCGAUGAGGACGUGCGCGACGACCGUUGGUAGGGGCGGUGGUGCGGGAGCGCCGGCUGCUCGGUGAGGACCCGGCUGUGGGUCUCCGCUCGGGGGCUGGCCGCUGGGUGGGGCCGGGCUGGAGCCUGCGACCGAAGGGGCUGCGGGCUGGGAUGAGGGGCCCGGAGCCGGGGGAGGGGGGGUGGUUCCGGCUCCAUUGCCGAUUCCUCCCUCCCGGAGAACCGCGGGCCGCACCUGACCCCGCGGAGGAAAAAGCGCCGGGAGUGGGCGUUUCCCCGCUCUCCGACCCAUGGUGUGGGUCAAACUUAAGGAAAUUGUGGCAAAUACUCCAUUUGGGGGUGGUUUACAACCUCAUCUGUAACAUUAUUUUCACGUUGCUGUGUGCAUUUCCAGUGUAUUGUAUAAUAAAGACAUGGUCGCUUUUAGGGGAGAUGUCUGAAAAACUGAGAAGAUGCAGAAAGGAGCUGACUGCAGCCAUUGACCGGGCCGUUGAAGGACUUAGUCAUUCCCAGGAGUGCUCAGGCAUGCAGAGGCAGGAGCUGGACGCUGCGCCGCUUUCUUUCCCCUUGCCCAUGCACAGGCUCCUCUGCAGGAGGCACCCGCUGGCAGCCUGCUCCUCUGCGGCUCCUUUCUCUCCUGUCCCGUUUGCUCCUGGGAAUGAGAGCCCUGCCUUUGCACCAAACCACGAACCCGUGAGUGCAAAGACACGUGCUCUAUGCCCCAAAAGAAAACCUCUGACCAGCAAGGAAAACAUAUCGAUGCAUUCCUCGAUUUUGGCACCUGAAAGACAGUUUUGGAGAGCGGCAGGAGAUGGGGAGAACUGGAGAAAAGACAGUCUAAGGAAAGAUAUGGAGAAAGAUUUGAAGGUUAAGUCAAACAUGCCACUCAGCAGUUCUAGCCAAGAGGUCACAAAGGAUUUGCUUGACAUGAUCGACCAUACAGGCAUCCAAACUAUUGAAGAAUUGGCUGGAAAACUAGAAUUUGAAAAUGAGUUGAACCGUGUGUGUGGUUGCUGUGAAGAUUCUCCCUUCAGGGCGGAAGCCUGGGCCCUGCUGGUGGACGAGAGCCCUCAGGAAGCCUCGGAUGCAGACCCUGGCGGCCUCAAGCAGGCUUUCUAUGAUCACAAUAUCGUGGAGACUGUUCUGGACUUGGAAGAGGACUACAAUUUGCUGACCUCUUUUAAAUACCGAAUUGAUUCAUCUUGGAAAGCCAAACAAUCCCUGAAUUGUUUCCGUGGAAACACCAAACUGCAAUUUGGAUUAGCAGAAUCAAAAUAGAAACAAGGCAGCUUCAAGAAUAAAUAGGAGCUUUGGAACCUGCUAGUCACCAACUGCCAGUUCAAGCUACAGCACAAGGCAUGUGAGAAGCUGGGCCCAUCCAGCUCUAUAAGGAGGGGUUUCCAGGUCCCCUGGCUACAUGCUGCCGGGUCAAUGCCAAAGUCACUAGAAACCAGCUCUGUCUGCAUACUGGUAGACUUGUAACAAUACUUAAUGUAGGAGCUGGUCUGUAGAAGCUAGGAGAGGCUGGGGGUCUGGAGGGAAAGUGGGGGGAAGAAGGGACAGGAAAAAGGAGAGAUGAGUGAAUGCCGAGUGAAGUUCCAGCAAGGAGCAGAGGCCACAGCUGAGGCCUGAGAGUACAGCAACAGUUCUUUCAAGAGGACAAUUCAAGGGAUUUCCCCAGUGGUCCAGUGGUUGGGACUCCGAGCUUCUACUGCAGGGGGCGCGGGUUUGAUCCCUGGUCAGGGAUCUAAGGUCCCACAUGCCACGCAGUGUGGCAAAAAAAAAAAAAAGACAAUUCAAGGGUGGCCAAGGGCUGGAAACAGUGACCCUAUCCUCAGCCCCAUCUGGAUUGCAAUGUUCCUCACAUUCCUGUCUAGCAACACAGGUCUAGACUGGAGUCUGAAAUCUUGCCAGGUAAGCUCUGGGGGCACUUGUGGUCAGUAAGCACCUGCUUCAGUGUAGCUCCAGCCAGCACAAUCAGGCAUGCAAGCCUACCUUCUCAUCUCUGAGUCUCAGGGUUCCCUCCCCCUACCUACUGCUCCCCUCACCAGGGGAAUGGGGGAGGCAUCUCCUGGCCCACCUGCCCUGGAUCCUUGGCAUUCUCCUGGACCCUGCACUUCCAAUCCCAGGGAAGACUCCAAGGGGGUCAGGAGACAAGGAGGAGGGAGGUAGAUAACCUGGGGGACUUUUGCCCCUCACCUUUGCACCCAGGAAUGUGCUGAUAGGGCAGCAACACCAUCCUGCCACUGGAGGAGUUGUGAGCUAUUAAUGAUCAAAGAAAUUGAUGAAAAGGAUUUGCAAAAGAGGCCAAUCUCCCUCCUCCCUCUAACUGAGGCACAAGACGUUUAACAUGGCAGUGAAGGCCAGUGAACUAGGCAAGCAAACCAGGGAGGCCACUGCACCUGAUUAUGGGUAGUUAUUGGAAAGGCUGUCAUCUAGAGACAACCUGAGACUGGUAAUUUGCUUUCUCCCUGGAGUAUGUGGGAGAACAUUAAUAUUUUAGGUUCCAGCUAAAUAUUUAUAGAGGGAACAAAGUUUUACUCAGGAAAUCUGUUUGACAGUGGAUUCCAGCCCUAGUGGGGAGGACUUUCCAUGCUAGGCCAGCUGGAAAAUGCCUGAUUUGAUGAAGAGUUUUGGCCUAAGGCCUGGCAUGAAAAACAAUUGCAGAACUACGUUCAGCUCUUGUAGGAAACCACUAUCUUUUUUGAGGGCUAAAAGUCUGUUGUUUUCUGGGCACUUUGGAUGGGAGCUGGCCUGGGAGAGAGGAAUGGGCAUCUUAUAGGAGAUACGUCAUCAGGACCCCUUUGAAACGUCUGAGACAAAGAAGGGAAGUUGCAAAGGGAUACCAGGGAGACCCAACUUUCGGGACAGGCUGCUAGGAGCUGUUUGAAAGAUAAGAAAUCCCUGCUCUCAGUAAGUAUUUAUCAAGUGUCUACUAGUGCCAGACACUCUCCUGGAUGCUGAGGAUACAGUAGGGACGAGGCAGAUGCUGCUCUUGCUUCUGGAGUUUAUAUUCUACUGUGCAAUGUGGGCAAACACAAAAAUACUGAUAUAUCAUUUCAGAUGGAACUGUAUGAGAGAAAUUAAAACAGGGUAAGGGAAUGGGCAAUGAGUAGGGUGAGCCCCUUCAGAAGAGGAGAGGUCAGGAAAAGUCCUCUCUGUAGGUGACAUUUAAAUUGAUACUUGAAUGUCAAGACAAUUAGGUGCUGCAAGUGGCUUCACUUCCAUCCUCAGACUGUAACUGGAGUUGUAUAGAGGGAGGAGCCCCUAGGUGGGCCCUAGGCCGGUAGACCUCCCACCACAUCCACCCCUGUGUGGCUACAUACAUCUCUAUCAGCAUCCAAAGAGCCAAAAAUGUUGCGUGCUCCAGGGACGUGCCUGGGCUGUGUCAUGCUCACCAAAUUUGGCAGGAACACAAUAGUUUAAAAAAAUAAAAGAAAAAGCCUUAGGAAUAAAAUAAGAAACAGAAUAUCCUUUCUGAUGAUUGCCAGAGACAGGCAGCAUAAUUUUAAUUAACCCAGCCUUGUUAGGCGAUAAAUUUACUGCUCAUUCUACAAAAACACCCAGCUCAUGUAACACUGAGUCACUCUGAUCUUUGACUUUAAACAAAAUUAAAUACUUUUUUUUUUUU